This is a messenger RNA of Suillus paluster, 3219 nucleotides long. RefSeq lists its product as uncharacterized. NCBI's taxonomy places the organism in Eukaryota, Fungi, Basidiomycota, Agaricomycetes, Boletales, Suillaceae. The transcript has 5 exons. Bases 1 to 3219 code for a protein of 1072 amino acids. The record is from RefSeq and is a predicted model, not a curated record.
AUGCCAGUGGAAGCCACUCGCCCGACGAAUCCUUUUUCCUUUGACGAUGACGACGAAGAAGGAUGGCAGGAGAUGCCAGUUAUCAAAGAGGAUGACUUCGGAGGCGGUCUUGACGAAGAAGAUCAAAAGAAAUACCACUACAUGCCCUCAUCAAAGAAACCGUCGCAAUCUUCAUCGACAGCUGGCAAUGCAACUGGCAAUCUCAUCGAUUUUGACGAGGAGGGCGUUGAAUGGCGCUCCAAGGCAGAACAGAAUGAGAACGAGUAUACCAGACUGCGGGUCAACGAAGAGGAUGAGGCGGAUGAGGUUCACUUGCGCACGCGAUACCUGUUUGAUGAGGACAAGGCUAUGACCCCGCUCAGCCAGAUGCAAGCGACCAAGAAUAUGUUGACCGAAGCACAGCGCAUUGCUUACGUCGGUGUCUGCGCCCUCACGGCGAAAGAAAUGGUGGAGAAGAUCAAGACGACUAAGAGAAAGGAGCUCAAAGCAUCCGCCCAACAUAUGGAGUUGUGGGCGAUGAAGAUAAUGGGCCGGCUCUAUUACCACAUGGAGCUUGAAACUGCAGAACAGAAGAUGAUAGACAGCCUAGCGGUGCAUGGUGUGCAGGCAAUAGAUCUUGUACCAUCACUAAUGACCACCCAUACCGUUGCCAACCCCGAAUACGACCCAGCUGAAGCACAGCGGCAGGCCGAAGCUCAGGAGGUGAAGAAAGAUACGACAAGCCGGAGGAACUCCAAAGGCAGUAAACUUCGACCUUCCAGUCUGGUAUUAAACCAUCACAGUCCUCCUCAGACACCGACAUCACCCUCCUCGGCGACUCAGAAGACCUUUCAGACCACGGCCAAAGUUCUUGAGGGUACCUCUGUCGAUUCUGCAUCGAUGGGAGUCACCACGACGCUUUCAUCUGUCGAAAAAGACGUUACACUUGAUAUCCGAUGGACCGUUCUGUGCGACCUGUUCCUUAUACUCAUCGCAGACAGUGUCUACGACGCAAGAUCACGUGUUUUAUUGGAGAGCGUGGCUCUCAAGCUUGGACUUGGCUGGUUGGAUGUAGUCAAGUUCGAGGCACGCGUGACAGAAGCACUUGAGAUCCAAGAAGGCGUCGAGAAGAUGGAGAAUCAGGAAAUUAUUGACGGGUCGUCAAAAGCUGCGCGAAAAAAGCGGUAUAUGAUGAUGGGUUUGGCUACGCUUGGUAAUAUCCUUUAUUCUGAUCAAGAUGCGCAAGAUGUGCUAAUUUAUCGCUUGCAUCUGAAUUCAGGUGGCGGUCUGGUUAUUGGCCUCUCUGCGGGUCUCCUCGCUCCUGUCAUCGGUGCUGGUCUGGGCGCAGCGUUUACUGCUAUCGGUAUAUCUGGGACAACAGGAUUCCUUGCUGGGGCUAGUGGGGCUGCCGUGAUCACAACUGGAGGAGUUCUGACUGGCUCCGGGAUCGCUGCCCGUGGAAUGGCCCGGCGUACGCAGCAAGUACGAACAUUCGAUGUGCUACCGCUGCAUAACAACAAGCGUGUCAGCUGCAUUAUUACCGUUCCUGGAUUCAUGAAUGGCAAGCUUGAUGAUGUCCGGCUACCUUUCAGUGUUUUGGAUCCCAUCGUCGGCGAUGUGUUCAGUAUACUUUGGGAGCCUGAGAUGAUUCAGGAAACCGGUAGUGCGCUGAAGAUUCUUACCGGGGAGAUUCUGUCACAAACAGUCCAGACUGUACUCCAGCAUACGGUGAUGACUGCGCUGAUGAGCGGACUCCAGUGGCCAAUCAUUCUCACAAAGCUUGGUUACCUGAUUGAUAACCCUUGGAGUAACGCGCUCGACCGUGCACGAGCAGCUGGUAGUGUUCUUGCACAGCUCCUUAUUCAGCGUCACCUCGGCGUUCGACCGAUCACACUCAUCGGUUUCUCUCUCGGCGCACGUGUCAUCUUCUAUGCCCUCCUCGAUCUUGCCAAGGCAAAAGCUUUUGGCAUCGUACAAGACGUUUUCCUUCUUGGUGCAACAUUAACAGCAUCGACGAGCACAUGGUGCGACGCACGCAGCGUCGUUUCAGGCCGUUUUGUAAACGCAUUCGCGAGAAAUGACUGGGUUCUGAACUACCUCUUCCGUGCAACCAGUGGUGGCCUGAAUACGGUUGCGGGCUUGCGGCCAAUUGAGAAUGUGCCGGGGUUGGAGAACGUCGACGUUACUGAUAAGAUCAGGGGACAUAUGAGCUAUCGCGCGUUCAUGCCACUUAUAUUAGACCAGCUUGGCUUCCCCGUUUCAUCCGAUUACUUCGAUGAACCCGUUGAACCCGAAUUCAACGAGGAGAGGGUUGUUGUGAGGGAAGGAGACGAUACACAGAAGAAGAAGUGGUUUUCUAGGAAGAAGAAACCAUCAGUGUCGCCAACCCCAGUAUCGAGGCCCCCUUCGACAGCUUCUUUCGCGUCAUCAAGGCGGAAACCCUCUUCACUAGGGAAAUCGACUGAUGAUGAUCUACCUAUUCGCGAGUCAACGGGAACACCCCCACCCCAGUAUACCAACCCUCAUUCAAUACAAACUUCCGAUGGCCAAUCAUCGAGUUCUUCAACUGACAUCCCCGUUCAUGCAGGAUUCGAUCUGAAGGCCAUCGAAGAUAUGAUAAGACAAUCGGAGAAAACUCCCGAGGAACUGCAGCCUUCCCGAAUCCAUUCAUCUCCAGUUGCAUCACAAUCAGAAUCUGCCCCACCAGCCUACACACGUUCAAUUACACACGUUGCCAACCCUAUAGAAUUAUCUGUGACUGACAUUGACACAAACACCGAGUUGAGCGCUACGCUCGCCACCUCGCUGUCACUCCACAAUGUGCCUGAUGUUGGCGAUGACGUCGACAACGGCCAGGACAUGCCCCCAUUGGCUAAUGGUCUUGGCUCCGCAGAUGACCUAAUUUAUCCUUCUUCAGCCACCUCUCCGCCCACCUCCAUUCCUCAGAUAUCCUUCGGUGGAAGUGAGACAUCGAUAUGGUCUCCUCCACUGCUGGAGAAGAGAACUUCUCCAUUUGGAAAUCCCUUUGUAGCUAAUGCAGUCUCGUUUGGAAAGUCGAGUAGUUCGACAAAUGACCUACACAGUACAUUCUCUCCAGCGUCUGAUCCCUCAGCGUCGCUGUCGUUUGGCGGAACAGAUGGGACGAUAACUUCGCAGGGUAUGGGGCGAGAUCCGUGGAGCAUUCCUGUUGGGGACCCGAAGAAGAGUCCCAAUUAUCUGGCCAAUCCUUGGUCAACUUGA